This is a messenger RNA of Chenopodium quinoa (quinoa), 1225 nucleotides long. Its product is annotated as (DL)-glycerol-3-phosphatase 2-like. Gene Ontology annotation, biological process: glycerol biosynthetic process. Bases 57 to 1013 code for a protein of 318 amino acids. The transcript is spliced from 6 exons. Gene Ontology annotation, molecular function: sn-glycerol 3-phosphatase activity. The record is from RefSeq and is a predicted model, not a curated record. Lineage: Eukaryota; Viridiplantae; Streptophyta; Magnoliopsida; Caryophyllales; Amaranthaceae.
GCGAUCAUUUUAUUUUACAAAAAAUAUCUAGUGAAAAUUACUAAACGUACAACUCAAUGGCUCAUGUAAUGUACCACCAAAACAGAACAAUAAGAUUUACAAAAGUUGAUCCUUUUUCCCACCACUAUAAGUUUGCAUCUAAUUCCCUCCCCAAAAGAAAACAAGAAAUUAGGAAUCCGAUUCAAGUUUACCCACAAAAACCUCCUCUUUUCUCCACAUUGUCGAGUUCGUUGUGCAAUCAAUCACUCCGACGAAGCAGUUGCGCAACCCCAGCAAUGGCCAAUUCCGCCGUGGACACUGCCGCUUCUGCUCUGUCGAAGCCGACAGUCACCCAUGUCAUAUUCGAUAUGGAUGGUCUUUUAUUAGAUACUGAGAUAUUCUAUACAGAAGUUCAAGAACAAAUACUAGUUAGGUACAAUAAGACCUUUGAUUGGUCUCUAAAGGCAAGAAUGAUGGGGAUGAAAGCAAUAGAAGCUGCUAGGGUCUUUGUUGAAGCGACUGGAAUAAGCGACUCUCUUUCAGCUGAGGACUUCCUUGUAGAAAGGGAGUCAAUGUUACAGAGCAUGUUUCCAUCGAGCGAGCUAAUGCCAGGGGCCGAAAGAUUGAUCAAACAUUUGCAUGCACAACAAGUGCCAAUCUGCGUAGCUACUGGCUCCCACAAACGGCAUUAUGAGCUAAAAACUCAAAGACAUAGAGAACUAUUUGCUUUAAUGCAUCAUAUUGUUAAUGGAGAUGAUCCAGAAGUUAAACAAGGAAAGCCAUCUCCUGAUGUAUUUUUGGCAGCUGCCAGAAGAUUUGAGGGUGGGCCUAUUGAUCCAAAAAAGUGCCUUGUAUUUGAAGAUGCACCAUCAGGAGUUCAAGCUGCUAAAAAUGCUGGAAUGUCUGUGGUCAUGGUUCCUGAUCCAAGGUUGGACAGCUCCUAUCACUCUGUUGCUGAUCAAGUUCUGAAAUCGCUAAUGGAUUUCAAUCCUGCUGAGUGGGGCUUACCUCCUUUCGAAAAUUCAGCUUGCUGAUCUUUACAACUAUUGCCCACACAAUGAUGUUGCCCUUCCCAGUAGCCCAUCUUUGCAUAAGCUGCCGAGAAUUUUAUGAGUAAUACGGAGUACUUCAGUAUGUUAUUGCUGUGACUGACCCUAUUAUUGAUUCAUUUACUUUCAUGUUUUGCAAGGGGAAACAAACAUAUAGUAUUAAACAUAAUUAAAGUUUAAACAUUAGCAAUAGCAAA